AUGGACUGUUCUGAUUUUGACAAUGCCAUACACUGCUCUGUGACCCGUGGCUGCAAAUGGGAUCCAUCUGCUGAUCCUCUGGAUAUGGAUUCCUUGGGUGAAUAUAUGACAUACUUGGUCGUUCAUGGUGUAUCUAAUGCGGAGGAUUUCAUCGAUGACGAUUCUCCUCAAUCGAGAGCUCUGCAGUUUAUUGCUGUAGAUGAUGGAUUGAACUUGAGUGUCCCUGAUGGAGAUCUUGAUACGCCUGAAGGAUAUGAAUUUGUUACUCGAUACGCCCUCACCGUACUCUACUACUCAACAAUGGGGGAUAGAUGGGUCUACACUCUGAAUUUCUUGCGUCCCUUAUCUGUCUGCUACUGGUAUUCAGAGUUGCAAUAUCCAGACGAAAGUUCAGAAUUUAGGGGUGUCUAUUGUGAACGGGGUGAAGGCGAACCUCUUUCUCUGCUUCUCGAACGACAAAAUAUGGAAGGCUCCCUUCCAGCUGAAAUUAGUUUUAUUACCUCCUUGACAGACAUUGACGUGGACUUCAACAUGCUCAGUGGUUCCAUUCCAGAAUCGUACGGACAGCUCACCGGUUUGACCAACUUUUAUGCUAGCAGCAACAGGCUUGUAGGCUCUUUUCCAGCUUGGCUGGUGGACCUUGGACAAUUGGAAAACAUCAACUUGUCUCAUAAUUACUUCACUGGAAUGUUGCCCUCUUCCAUUGGCACUAUGGAGAGCAUUAUAGGGAUUGCAAUCGACAACAAUCUUUUUGAUGGCGGUAUUCAAGAUGCCUUCGAUACGUCCAUGAUCAAUGGGUUGCGCAAUCUGGAACAGUUCUACAUUGAAAACAAUCAAUUCACCGGUGCUUUAGGCCCCAACUUCAUGAAGAACUUGACAAAGUUGGAAUACUUGGAUAUCUCGGACAAUUAUUUCAAUGGCACCGUCGAUGUUCAUCUCUUUGAAUUGCCUCAGCUAAAGGUUUUGGACCUACAUGACAAUGAAUUUGACACCCUUCCAGAUCAGUUCCCCGUGCACAACAACUUCACUUUCUUGGCCCUGCAAAAGUGUAACUUCUCCAGCCAGACAAUUCCAUCUUCCAUUUCUAACUUGAGAGCCCUCAAGCACCUGGAUCUCUCCCAGAACGAGUUCACUGGUGAAAUCCCUUCUACAAUUGGAGCCAUGACAGAUUUGACUUAUCUCUUUUUGGCUGAAAAUGACUUUGUGGCGAACAGUAUUCCAGGCUGGAUUGAAGGCCUUGCAUUCUUGGAAGAACUCUCUUUGAAGUCAACGCAACGCACUGGGACUAUUCCCAGCUUCCUGGGUGACUUGACCUAUCUUGUCCUUUUGGACCUGGACAACAACAAUCUUGUAGGGAACAUUCCCUCUGAGCUAGGAAAUCUGAGUGAGCUCCAUGUGUUGCUGUUGAACAGGAACAACCUUACUAGUACGAUCCCUGACUCCUUUGCUGACUUGAGGAACCUGAAACUUAUAUUUCUGGAUGCCAACGACGACAUUCAAGGCGACCUUGAUGCUCUUUUCUGUUCCAAUCCACUGUUUCUCAUCAAGCCGGUAAUUGUGGCAUCAUGUGAUGUGUGUGAUGCUGCGGCCUUUGACUGCUGCACUUCGUGCUGCGAAGGAACAUCAGAAUGCAACCCUGGAAUACAUGUCCCGGACCUCGAUCCAAUUUGGCAGCUGAAUUACGACCGUGUGUUCUUUACUUUUGCCAGAGAGGACUUCUUUGACAAGAAUAAGGAACCACUCGAAGCAGCCGUAUCGAGGGCUGGGGACUCGGUACCUUGA
Molecule: messenger RNA, 1782 nt
Organism: Seminavis robusta
Lineage: Eukaryota; Bacillariophyta; Bacillariophyceae; Naviculales; Naviculaceae
Source: the annotation of a GenBank genome assembly